This is a messenger RNA of Sungouiella intermedia, 189 nucleotides long. The record is from the annotation of a GenBank genome assembly. NCBI's taxonomy places the organism in Eukaryota, Fungi, Ascomycota, Pichiomycetes, Serinales, Metschnikowiaceae.
AUGAGAAGACAUCGUCUUGAGUUGGGAGACGAGUUGGGAGAAGCUUCUUUAAAUGAGAUUCAUGACUCUGGCAAGGAGCUGAAAGCAUUUGUUUACUGUCUACUAAUCAGAAAGACAAAGACGAUAUCAAGGUUAGCAAUGUUCGAUAAAGUCGUUGUUGGCUACAAACAAGUUGACUUGAAAUUCUAA